This is a messenger RNA of Leptosia nina, 294 nucleotides long. The record is from the annotation of a GenBank genome assembly. Lineage: Eukaryota; Metazoa; Arthropoda; Insecta; Lepidoptera; Pieridae.
AUGGGUCUAAUAAAAAAUGACAAAAUUGACGAAGAUGCUGGCCUAAAAUUAUUAUCGAAUAUGGAUAAGCAGUUUCCUGGAGAAAAGGAUGUCGUAUCGAGUAUAAGAUCGUCAUGUUUCGACGGAAAGUACGAGGAUUACGAAUUUGACGACGAACAUUGCCCCGCUAUGAAUUUCUACAUUUGCGCUUACAUCACUACGCUCCAAAAUUGCAAAUCGUGGAAGACAACAGUUGUCUGCCAAAAAAUGGCUGCAGAUAUGAAAAAGUGCAUUGCACAAUUGGAGGACUCCUAA